Messenger RNA from Rana temporaria (common frog), 722 nucleotides. RefSeq names its product gem nuclear organelle associated protein 6 (gene GEMIN6). The transcript has 3 exons. The record is from RefSeq and is a predicted model, not a curated record. Gene Ontology annotation, biological process: spliceosomal complex assembly; spliceosomal snRNP assembly. NCBI's taxonomy places the organism in Eukaryota, Metazoa, Chordata, Amphibia, Anura, Ranidae. Gene Ontology annotation, cellular component: nucleus; SMN complex. Bases 164 to 664 code for a protein of 166 amino acids.
UGUGAUCUCUGCAUGUGGACAUGAUGUGUUAUGUGAUUUCCUUUUCACAGAAGUCUGAUCUCUGAUGGUGGUGUAUGGAUGAUUCUGCUGUAUAGAGGAGAGGUGUGUGUGUGUCUGCACUGAGCACAUUGGUUUCCAAGCAGCAAAGGGAAAAAAACAAAACAUGACUAAUUGGCUUGAAAAAACUCCCCUGGAAUGGCAGUCUUAUGUCAACAAAGAGGUAAAAGUCACGGCUGAUGAAAAGUAUGAAUACCAAGGAUGGAUGAUAACUGUUGAUCCAGUGUCUGCCAGUGUUGUCCUGGCUCAUUUUGAAGAAGCCCAGAAAACGCUGGUUCGGGUGGUAAUGGGGCAUGCCAUACAAAAUGUAGAGGUAAUCAAUGAAGCGGAUGACAUCAUUAAAAAGAGACUUUCACAUAUGUUCAGCCUUUAUGAAACCAGUUUACAAUCCAGUGAAGAUCUGGAGACCAGGAAACAGAGCUUGAAAAGUUGGCUGGAGCAAAACAAUAUUCCUGUUACUGUACAAGGAGAUUCACUAAGCACAUUGCGUGUGGCCGGAGUACUAAGUAUUGACCCUCCAUAUGGACCAGAUAACUGCAGUAGCACUAAUGAAAUUAUAUUGUCUCGCAUACAAGGACUGUUACAAGGCUUUCUGACAAGCCAAUAAUGAGACUCUAUUUACACACUUUUCUGUUCAUUGAAAUAAAAAGCAUGAAACAAAGCGA